GCUCAGCACUGUCAUUCCCAGUACUCGAAAGUGUACCUGGAAAUGCGCGGUACUAAAAAAAACCUAUUUUGGUGAAAUCUCCCGCAGUUAUGUGAAUUUAUAAGAUCCGUUUUUUUUUGCAUAUGCUGUGUGUUAACAAAAUACGGGUGGGUGUACAGUACAGUAUUUUUGGCUCGCACUCCACGCGCUGGGUCCCUGACGUCUCCCUCUCUCUCACUCUCACUCUAUGACUCGCUGUUUGUUGUGAAAAAGGCAACCAGAGAGCCGCUGCCGCCUCAACGUGAUGUGAGAGGUGGCGGAGCCCUUGCCUCCUGUGCUCCCAUGCCUCCAGUCCCGGGGAGACGGGUUAGCUGCUCGUACCCGUCUCAAGUGCUGUUGCAAGAUAAAGAGAAACAAAUACAUUUAGCGGUAUCGGUUAACAGCGGGACAGCUUUAGAGAGACGAAGCGCACAUCAGGGAGAAGGACCAAAUCAAAACUCCGACAAGAUCAACAGAUCGGUUCUGACAACUUUGCUUUUUGAUUCGCGUGUAUGCAUUUUGAACUCAACUCGUAAAACCGGAGACUGGGAUUUGGAAAGUGGAAUUCGUUUCUUGAAGAGGUUGCUAAAGCCAAGCGCAGAGAUGAAGUCAGCAGGAGUUGGUGAUGGUGGACUUUUCACACAGAGUUACUGCAACAUCUGCAAUGCCCAGCUCAUCUCCGAGUCUCAGCGCGUCGCUCACUAUGAGAGCAAGAAACAUGCCAACAAAGUACGUCUCUUCUACAUGCUGCACCCAGAGGAUGGAGGACCCCCCUCCAAAAGACUGAGGCCUGAUAAUCCAGACAGCGAUGAGUGUGAAGUGGACAGGAACAAGUGCUGUACCCUCUGUAACAUGUUCUUUACAUCUGCCAUUGUGGCCCAGUCCCACUACCAGGGAAAGACUCAUGCUAAGAGGGUGCGGCUGGUCCUUGGAGAGCCACCCAACAUGCCCAGCACCACAGACUCCAUCCCCAGUACACCACAGCCUACAGACCCAACACCGCCCCCAACGUGGCCCCUGGCCACUGACAGCAAAGCAGGGAAGACCUGCUGCCUGUGCGGCGCCUGGUUCAACAACCCACUGAUGGCACAGCAGCACUACGAGGGCAAGAAGCACAAGAGGAACGCUGCACGGGCCCGACUCCUCGAACAGCUAGCAGGAAGCCUGGAUGCCACUGAAACAACAGCUCUGCGGAGCAGCUACUCGUGCAGCGUGUGCAACGUGAUUCUGAACUCCAUUGAGCAGUACCACGCACACCUCCAGGGCUCAAAGCACCAGAACAACUCCAAAAACCCAAGCGGCAAUAACAACUGUAACUUAGAGCUGGGAUCCCCCAUUCAUGGGAGCGUCUUUCCCGAGUGGAUAAAUGAUUCCCCAAGCUGUCUGUGUAAAAUAAGGAGUGAAUUCAGUCCAGUGUGAUUAGAUAUACAUAAAUGUAUGUUUAUAUGCUGUCGCUUAAAAGGAAAAAGAAUUGAGAAAUUUGAAACAAGAAGCAUGAGUCAAUUAAAAAUUAAUAUAUCUUCACACGUAUUUUGUAUCCAGGUACUUUCGCUUACUAUUCAGUAAGCUUUGGUUGGUUUUUUAUCAUCAGUAAUGUAUAUUCAAUGGAGCUCACAGCUACAUUUUUUUUAGAGUAACCAUUUAUGACAUAAAAGCAAUAGCAUUGAAAUUGAACUAGACAUCUUUGAGUUAUCCGUCCUGCAGUCUCUAAGGCAGUUAAUCUCAAUGUUCUUCUCUUUAGCACAUAAACGCACAACCUAUUUAAAGUUCAUAAAAAGAGUCCCCCUCUUUUGUAGGAAUGACCAUCAUUCCCAUGUCUCUCUCAUUUAUAAAAUCACAGCAACUCCCAACUCACCACCUGUCCCAUGGAGUUAUUAUUUUAUAGUGUGCUCUAUGUGAUUUUUUCACACUAGCCUGGCUUUCAGUAAGGUAUGAUAAAUAAAGAAAAGAAAAAUUUCAGAGCAAUUGUGUGGGUGAGCCCUGCCUACUGUACAUAGGGGGACAGGGAAGAGGUCCCACUGGCCUGUUUCAUUUAGUGGAUAUGUGCUCCUGCCCUGCAUUGUUUCAAUGAGCAACAGUACAUCUACCCCAGCAUGGAGCAGCUGGAUUUGUUUCAUGAGUCAUGCCUGCUGCCUUCCAUGUUUUUUCAAUAAGAAACUGCAUUCACAAGUGGAGACUUGGGAGUCUGGUCACACAACUGUCAUAAGAACAAUGUUACUUCUCUACCAACUACUUUGUGUUCAUGAUUAAAAACUUUUUUUAAAUUAUUUUCAAGCAAGUAUUGUAGCAAGUACAAAUCUCCUGUAAAAUAUAUAAUCAAAUCCUUUAUUUCUUAUUAGCUAAACCUGUUGAAACUAACUUAGUGCUACUGCCAGUUUAGAUCAGGUGACUUCAGCCUCAGCUUGCAUGUGCUUGAUUGGAAACAAAAGGGCACGACCUUCAGUGUGCUCGAUCUGGCACUCCAGUUUCAGUUAGGAAUUACUCAAGAUCUCCCUCACCUGGACUGGGAAUAUAAGUAUGGUUGCCGUGGUGACCAGGACAUUAUGCUGAAAGGGCAGACAGCACUCUCUGCCACAACCAGGCCUGACAGGCAGACACCACUCACAGCGGGGGGUUCCUGUGUGUUAUGGCAUGUACUGAAAAGAUAAUCAUUGCUUACGAUGUUGAACACAUUUCUUUUUACUUCCAAGGUUGGCAAGAAUUUCUAAACCUAGUGGAAACAAAUCAGUCACAGUAAUGGCAUUUAAUAAUAUUCACCAAGUGCAGGAGAAGAAAUUCAAUUCAAAGGAGGCCAGUUCUAUAUAUAUAUACUGAAGCAUUACCAAGUUAUGCAUUAUUCAUUUUCAAAACGAAAACGAUGAGAAAUAUGAGAGGGGGGCAAAGCUAUGUAUAAUUUGUGGACAGUACCUAAAUAAAAAGUAGAAUACAAACAUUUCUAAGAAUAAAGGGGAUUUUCACAAUUCUUUGAUAGUAUGCAAUAUUAAAUCUCUUCACAUGGACUAUAUUGGUGAGAAACCAUUCACCCCUUCCUUCCAAAUCAAAUCAUUUCUCCAUAUAGGUUAAUAGGAUUUGGUACUACAAAUAGCAAACAUUUUUGCAUUCUUCAUAUACUGUACAGUAUAUUAGGACACCGAAGUGAAAUUUGUCAUUUUUGCUGUGUAGUUAUGCAAUCUGUAUUUAAGAUCAAAAGACUAAUGUUAGGCAAAUGUAUAGAAGUACAGUAUGUACAGUAUAGUGCUUGCACCAUUUUGACUAAACACAAUCUUUUAGCAUCAGAUCUCUUUAAUGAGUCCAUUAAUUAUUAUGUCCUAAUGAGGAGCUAAAAACAAAACAUGCAUGCCAAGCUGAAGCUUGUAAACAGUCACUUCAGAGACAAGGGUCAAGGUGCCUUCUGGAGGAAAGUCUAUUAAAAUUGACAUUUCUGCUGGAUGGAUAGAACUCAAGGACAUGCUUUACUACCUAUCAGCCUGACCAAAAAGUACUGUAGUAGCUAGACUGCCUGUGAGCUGGACUUAAUAUACCCUGCUUUUACUGUUGUGCCAGUAGUAAACUGCUGCAAUUCAAAACAUACUGGUUCUUCCUUAAGGGGAACUUGUUCGUUCCAGUUAUCCCAGUAUUGUAUGAUGCUAUAACAACAUGUUAGGGUGUCCUGGCAAAGGAUUAUCUUCUUAGAGAAAACACAGCAACCCUCUUUUCUCUGAAUAUUCCUCAGGUUUAUACCUAAGGCAUUACACACCUCUCAUAAGAGUCAGAUUUCCUUUGUGAAUCAGACAACAGAAUGGUUGGACCUUUUUGUUCGUAAUUUUGUCCCUAAUUGCGGGCUAUUUCGCUUGUCCAUUGCCCUCUGGGGGUUUGUGAUUGUACAAAUAGGUUUUGAAUGUGUCACAGAUUAUGUACAGUAAACAUUGUAUUUCAUUGCUUAUGCAGUGUACCAAUUAAUUGACAAAAGCCGAAACUGAGAAUACUUUUAAUGAGCUAAAUACUGGAGGUCCAGUACAGUCAUGUACAUAGAAUGGUGGAGAAUAAUGUGUCUCUGCCGGGGGUAUUAUCACUUGACAGGAUCACACCUUGUGACAGUUCUUAAGAGUCGGGAAUAGAGUGUUUUAUUGGUGAUAAUUGAAACACAGGUUAACAGUUCUGGGAAUAUAAGACUUGACUUUUCCAGUCCACAUUUUUAACAUUUUAAAGGUGAUGAUGCUUGGUAGCAGAAUUUAAAGUGUUCUACAACAUUUACUUCAGAUAAAAGUCAAUUUAAUUAAAGAAACUCCAAGCCACAUCCUUUUAGUUUUACUGUAUCUGUUCAUCCUAUUGUCUGAAUGUUGUUAACAGUGCCAGUCCCUUCUCUAGGUAAUUGCUAAUGUGACUUGUUUAUUUCACUGCAAAUAUUAGUGAAAUCGCCGAUCUCCUGAAUCCACAGGACAGCCUUUUGUUGUUCUUGUCAGGACCAUCCAAUGCCACAGUCCUCUUCAGUGAUGAAGACAAAUCAGGACUGAUUUAGGGCAGUAUUUCACAUUUCAUGUUAUGUUACACACAUUUUUACUGAAAAUGACUGUUGUUCAACAUUGAAGGAGAGAAAUAACGGAUAAAAUUAUUUUUCAUAGUGCUGCACUGUUUUUUUUAUUUCUAAAAUAAAAAACCUGAGCAUUAAUGUGAAAUAAACUUUAUAUACUGUAGCUAAGGCUAAAAAAUUUACUAACUGUAACACUUCCAUUAAUUUUUGGGGUGACAAAAUACCUAACAUUAUACUUAUACAAUAGGUUAAUUAAGUGAAAUAACAUAGGGCUAUUGAAUUGAUUUUGAAAUCAAUGUGUCUUUCUUUGUCUUGAAGGAAAAGCUUUUGAUAGAAGUUUCUGAAAUAAUUCAGAAAUUACACUCUCAAUCUUGGUAAUACUUUCUGAUAUACUAUGCUACAUCUAUAAAUAUAAUGGACCUAUAAUAGUACUAACUACAACACCUAAAAUUUGUAAAUUGCAUUUUAAAAAGUGAAUUAAAUUCUCAACAUUUUAUGUUUACUUUUUAGUUAAUCAUUUUGUUGAUCUCUCCUUCUCCAAGUCGUCUUCAUUUCAGCAGGGAGGGCAAAAUGUUUUGAUUUUAAGAGUGUUUGUACUAGAAAAUAAAAUAUUUAAUCAUUAAGCAAUAGCUUUACUAUUGAAACUGCAAUUCUGAGAUAUAAUUGACCCUGUUCAUUUUGUUCUAGCUUGAAGCAGCAUCAACAGUGAAACCAGUGGUUUGUGACCAGAUGUGGCACGGAAGCAGAGACCUCAGUCAAGACGUUAGGGAACACUCUGGAAAAGAGACACCUGCCCUCUGUGGAAAGCUUGCAAAUGUGUAUGAUAUUUCCUUGCUUCAUCUUUGUGUGAACACAAAGAAGAGGACUCAAGCCAGGAUGUCUUAGGACUACAUUUGGUUUGUGAUACCUGUGUUUGAAACAAACAGAAAACUUUCUUUGCUGUCAAAGAACUACCUGAACUAGCACUGUACGUACUCUUUUCUGGUGUCAAACUCACCUUACUGAUGUUCACCAAAAGGAAUAAAACAAUCAUAAUAACAAUAAUAAAAUAUGUCAGCAAUAAAUUGAACCCCCAGCACUGCAGGGCAAUGUAUUCUGUGAGGCUUUUUGUUCUCUCUGUAGAUGUUUGUCUGCAGUGGCAAGGCUGCAAGGCUGCGUACUGUUAGCUGCUCACAUACUAUAUAGAACUGGAUUCAUACCCCCGUCCCAAUGAGUGUCUAUAGAUACAGGCAUGAAAAUGGGCUUCGAAAGGUGUGCUUGGUAUUGUGUUCAAAUCACUGCACCCUUGUGCUACCUUAUAUGAUAUGGACAGUUCAACAGGUCAUUUAAUAUCUGGUGAUAGAAAUGGGUCAUACUGUAGUUAGGUUAUUUUGAAUCCAUUGUGUGCAGUGGUAGAAGAUUACGUUUCUAUUUCUAAAGACACUGUGGGUUUACUUAAUUAAAUAUAAGAUGCUAUACCAACUGUAUACGGUACAUAAACGUUUGAUCUAUACUAAUGUUUUCAAGAUUGUAAUACUGAAACUGAGCUCAUCCUUAUGAAAAUCAGUAUGGUUUCAUACACAUUGAUACAGUGUGGUUACAUUUAUCUAAUUCCAGUUUCAUAUUUUUCAUCAAACUUUAUUUGAAUAGCAUGGCAUUUUUCAUAUUAGAUUCUUGACACUAGAAUCUUUAAUAAUGCUGGCAUUUCACUGGAGACUACAAACUUUGAACAUGUCAAAAUCCUUUCUGGAUCUUAUUCUUUCUUUUGCAUGCUCUAAACGAUGAUUGGAUAGAUCAUUUUGAGGCAGAAAUGAAAGUUUCACAGUGAUCUGGGCUUUAACAAGGUAUUUAAUCAUAUAAUAAGAGUUUGUAAAGACCUAAUUAAAAAAAACAAUAGGACUGGAUUUAAACCUACUGUUCUUUAUCUAACACCAGAAAGUCACUUAUUCCAUGUAGAGGAUGUGACACCAGUCCAUCACAGGGUAGAGAUGCUAAAUUACUUAGCCAACAUGUCAUUGGAAGGAUGGAGGAAACUGCAUAGCUAAAACUCACAGGAAUACAAUGAGAACAUGUACUGUAAACUCUUUAAAAGAAGGCACUCCAGGCCAGAAUCAAACCCAGAACCUAAGAGCUGCAAGAGCAAUAGCAUUAUCUACUAAGCCACCCUGAUUUGUUUAUCAUGACACUUUUGUGUCUGAUCUUGCAAUUAACUCGGAGGUUUUUAAUAUUUAAUUCACUGUAUUUUUACUUAGCUAAAUUGCAUUAAUUAAAGAAAUAAAGAAGCUUUGUUCAAAUUCAAAUGCCCCUUUCCUUAGAAACUCAAGUAUGAAUUUUUUAUACAUAAAUUUAAUUCAGUAGAUAUACUAUUUCCCUUUAAAGAAUGAAAGUAGUAACCUGCCUGGGCGUGAUUGAUUUCAAAUGAAAAAUAAAAAGAGAGCACCUAGAGUGCACUUUACAAAAUGAAGUCUCACUUCGAUGAUGCCUUGGGAUUUAAAUAAUGUAAAAGCUUGAGCUUUGAGUGAGAAAAGUGUAACAAGAUUUAUUCAAUUAAUAAAAUAGUCCAUACUAUUUCAUUAAAGAGUGAUUUAAAUUUGUAAAUGAAAUAUCAAAGGAUCUUUUGAUGCUGAUGAGUUAUGUUAAAUGAAACCCCUAUGUCUCAUACUCUCCCACUCAUUGAAACUAGAGCAGGAUUCAAUAUUUACUGAAUUAAAUUCCCAUUCUACCUAAUGCAAACAUGCUAAUAGUUUAAGUUGGCUGAUAAUAAGAAUAGCUAAAAAUAUAUCUUGAUGAUCAGACAGUAGACAGUUUAUAAUUAUGGCUGUGUUUCUGAGAAUCAAAUAAGAUAGAAUGUCAACCCAUUUUCAUUUAAUCAUAAGGUGCUUCAUCCCUGGACCGUGUUUUUCAUGGUGCUCUCUUCUUACAAGCACUUGAACUACCCUGGCUCCUAAGGCUCCUAUAUACACAAAUCAAAUAUAUACUGAGAACGAGAGAUUUCAUUUGAAUGAACUACUGUCUGAAGCAAAGUCAGUGUCCAUACUGUACCUUUGGAACCUACUUAAAAUUGGUGAUAUGCAAUAUCCAAUAAAGUAAGUGUUAAAGGGAGAUUAAGGCAAUUUUGGAAAAUCUCCUCACAGGAAGUUACUUUCUGGAAAUCACUGGCUAAUCAACCUGGAUGCAUCACUUUCUGUCCAUGGCAGCGAGUUCCUAAUCACAGUGUGGGGUUGUCCUUUGCACACCUGGGCCAUGGUCUCAAAACGCAGCUGUGAUUCUUCAGCAGCAAGCACUAUUGGUUGGUGUUAACUAGAUGUUGCAUCUGUCCUCCACCUCAAGCUUCUAUGUUUCUGCACUCAAGGCUGAAAAGAAACUGUUGGCCUGGCAAAUAUCAUGUGGAGAACAAGGGAGUCAUGGGACUGUGCCUCCAGUUGUGGACUAAAAACUCUUUUUCAUUCUCAUUUAUUAUAAAAAGACUGCAGCUCUAAGGAAGCAGAUGAUGAAAGCACUCUAGUGCACCACAACUCACUAUUAGACUUCUAAUAGUUGAUCUUCCUAAGAAAAGAUACAGUCGCAGUGGUGCAGUCAUUAUUGGGCAAACAAGGUAUUUUUGAUAAUUAAUGUACUGUAUAUAUUUUAAGGACAUGUUAAGUGGAAAUGUGUGUUCUAAUACUGUGUGUAUUUUUAAAGUAACGAGUUUGAAAGAGGUCAGGAUGCUAUGAUAAGGAUUGUACUGUGACCAUUUGUAAAUAUACUUUACAAUAUAUAUAUUUUUUUCUCUUUCAAACAAAGCUGGUCUCCAGAUAUUUUGUGCUAUGCUCCUAUAUAAUUAAACCUCCUUGAAUGUGAAUCAGCAGUGCCAGCCAUUUGAUUUGGCCUGCAAAUGGUGUGAAAUCCUUUGCUUGCACUUGAUGUCAACUAUAAAAGAAUGUGACAGUAACUCUCAUUUAACAGCUGUGAGAUGUUAAAGAGACUGUGAAAAAGCUGUUAUAACUAUAUAUUUAUAAAGAAUUUAGGAAAUCAGAAUGGUCUGGAAAACAGUGCAUUUCUUUUCUGAUAAAAAAAGGUUUUUAAACCAGUUUAUACAAUACAAUAUUCAGUCAAUACAAUACAAUAUUGUAUGCUUAUACAAUACAGUAUAGACAUAAAGUAUUUAACCUUUCCUUUCUUUCAGCUGACUGAAAUCCAGCAAACACUCAGAACAUUUGAAUAAAAUGAUUAGGGAUUAGUUAAGACUUUAAGCUUAAUCACAGUCAAACAUCUCUUUCAAUGUUUUCAAUGUUUAAAUUCUGUCAUAGAUAAGUAAGUAUAAACAUCUUUUCUGUUUAUUGGACUUACCGUAAAUGUUCUGCUCUUUAACCACCUCUGGAAAGGAUAGUAUUUCUAGAUUUAAGAGUUUUAAGAUGUGUGCAUCCUCCGAUAACUCGAUUCCUUAUUGAAUACAUACUGUAUAUGGUAUUCUGUAUACGUAUGGGAAUGCUUUCUUGGAAGAUCUAAAUUAGUUUUGGACAGUGAGGCCUGGAUUGUAUUUGCAAAAAAGGACUGAACAGCAGUUCAAUUUAAAACUCCAUUCCUAAGAGCGAAGCCUAGCACAGUGGUAUUAGAUACAGUAGGGCCAAACAAGGAGAAUGUCUUCUAAAUCAAUAUAAGAUUAGAUAAUAUUUUUAUUAAUUUAAAGUCAAAACAGUAUUCCUGUUUUUAAAAGAUUUAAUCCAUAAAAAAAAUAUUUUUGUUAUAAAUUAAUUCCCCUUUUAAAUGGGACACUUCUAGCUAACUGGGCAGUUAGUUCCAAAGUCUUUUACAAAGAGUGUGUGACAGUGGUGUAUUGGACAUUCCUUUAUAAAAAAUUAAGAAGGGUAAGGCUGUUAAAAUGCAGAAAUGUAGCCAGCUUGAAAUGAUCAAGAAUCACUCUCUUUAAAGCACUAAGUCUCCAUAGUAACAUGAAGAAUCCUAAUAAUACGGAAAGGAAACUUCACUGAAGCAGUGACAUAAGUAGCUUUGGGUCAGCCCUAGAUGAAUCAUUGAAUUUUUGUUAAAGAAUAGUUUUAAUGUCACAAAAUA
Molecule: messenger RNA, 9559 nt
Organism: Lepisosteus oculatus (spotted gar)
Lineage: Eukaryota; Metazoa; Chordata; Actinopteri; Semionotiformes; Lepisosteidae
Product: zinc finger matrin-type protein 4
Molecular function (GO): zinc ion binding; nucleic acid binding
Source: RefSeq, a predicted model, not a curated record